GCGACGACAUAAGCACUGAUGAACUAUUCAGCAACCUGCAACUUAGAGGCCGUGCAUGCACCGGCAUACCAGUAGUUCGGACUCAUUUCAGGUAUGAGCAGACGGGAUGCCGGGGGUCGAGGCAGCGUUGCCCACCGCCCGACCACAAAAACCCCAUCGCGCGAUUCAGAUGCCAAUACUACAUCAACCUGGGCCUGUCAGUGUCGCUAUGCAGGUUGUUCGCAUUAUUACAUAAGUUGAGUAUCAGCGCCAGGCCUGUGCAAACGCCGCGCAACACCUCAAUCGCUGUUUCAACUUGCAGCUCGCGGCCUCAAAUUCACGCGCCCUUCCAACCAACCGCAAAUGCGAUCCCUUGCUCUUAAGCGGCCCUGCAUCGGGCGCAGCGCCGCGGCUGCACGUGGGCGUGUGGCGCGGGCUGUUCGCAUCCAGGCGGUCCACGCCACCUCCCCCAGCAGCUCACCCCAGCGGCCGCUGGAUGUGGUGGUUGUGGGCGCGGGCAUCGGCGGCUUGGUGACCGCCUCAGCGCUGCUGGAGGCAGGGGCCAGGGUGCGUGUGUACGAGGCUCGCUCGCUGGAGCAGGCGCUGGACGGGCCCGGCGGCAUCCAGGUGCAGGCCAACGGCGAGAAGGUCAUGCGCCUGCUGGCCUCGCCCUGGCCCACACCCACCGCCCCCUCCUCCGCCGCCUGCAGCCCCCCCAGCAGCCUGUCGGACGCGCUGUACGCGGUGGGGGGCCCGGUCAUGUCGGGCGGCUUCCGCAGCGACCGCGGCGACUACCUGUACUACGCCGCGGUGGACUCCACGGGCCUGAAGGACGUCCGCUCCAACGGUCUGGGCAUCUCGCGCCGCAGCCUGCAGAACAUCCUGCACGCCGCGCUGCCCGCCGGCACCGUACACUUCGGCCGCCCGCUGCGGCGCUUCCAGGCGCCGCCGGCGGGGCAGGCGGGCGCAGUCAAGCUUGAGUUUGAGGACGGGGCGGUGGAGAGCUGCGACGUGCUCAUUGGCGUCGACGGCAUCCGCUCCAAGAUCCGGGCGCAGGUGCGCCAGGAGGCGGCCGCCGCCGCCGCCGCCACCGCGGGCGAUGCUGCUACUGCCGCUGCUGCUGCUGCUGCCGCCGCGCCUGAGAAGCUGCGCUACAGCGGCACGGUGUGUUGGCGCGGCCGCCUGCCCAUGAGCCGCGUGGGCGGGGGCGCGGAAUGGCUGGCCAAGCAAGUGAACGGCGACACGUGGGCCGAGUACUGGGGCGCGGGCAUUCGCUUCGGCUUCUUCAACGUGGGCAGCGAGGUGGCUCGGGACACCUUCGCACCGGGCGGCCUGCGUUUGGAGGGCGAGCCCCAGAUCGCCUGGUAUGCGUUUGACAACCGGCCUGAGGACUGGGCUCCGGAGCCGGGUGCGGACGAGGUGGCCCGCCUGGCGGACAUGUUCAAGGACUUCGCCGCGCCGGUGCCCCAGAUCAUCGCGGCACUGGAGCCGUCCGCGGUGUCGUACGGCCGCAUCUACGACCAGCUGCCCCGCGCGGCGCCGUGGGCGUCGGGGCGGGUGACGCUGCUGGGAGACGCCGCACACGCCAUGCUGCCCACCCUGGGCCAGGGUGGCUGCAUGGCCAUUGAGGACAGUCUGGAGUUGGUGAAUGAGCUUAUGGCGGCGGCGGCGGCUGUGGGCGGGGGCGAGGGCGAGGGCGGCGUGCAGACGGACGCGGCGGCGGCGGCGGCGCUGGAGGCGGCGCUGCGCCGGUACGAGGCCUCCCGCGCGCCCCGGACCGGCCGUGUGGCGGAGCAGUCCUCCCAGGUGGCGGAGUUGGCCAUGGCCGACAAGCCUUUCACCGUGUGGCUGCGCAACACCAUCUACCGCCUCACGCCCAAGUGGGCAGGAGACAAACAGUUCGAGUACCUGUUCCAGGACUACGUGCCAGCCUGGAAGGAAGGCGUGCGGCAGGGUCGGCAGUUCGGGGCCGCCAGCUCCUCCGCGCCUGCGGCACAGAAGGUGGGCGCGGCCUGAGCGCGCUCUGCAGGGCAGGGCCGCAGGGGCCUCGAGCGAGCAACGUAGUCGCCCUGCUGCUGCGGGCGGGGCGGGGGCAGGUCGCCUGGCGGCAGGAGCGCGGGGCGGGUCGCCAGGCUGCUGCUGCGGGCGUGUCACGGAGGCGUGCGUGCCCAUACCACUGAGGGUCUUGAGCCGAGAGCAAGCUGCCGGGGGCCUCCGGCCUGUGCUAUGGUCCUUGUGGCAUAUCUUGGGACUGGGGCGUCCUGAUGGGUUGCUGCAUAGACGACGCGCAUUGCGUGCAGCACGACGGCGGUGGGUCUGUGGACAAGGUUUUCGUCUUUUGCACUGCAUUUAGGUAAAGAUACGCUCGAGCCGUUUCGCAGCCCAUUCAUUUGGCGGGCGUAUUGUGAGGCAGCGGGCGAAGGGAUUAUUUUUGAGCAGCCUCGGUGGGGCUGUGACGCUGUGUAGUGGAGCGCGGCAAUGAGCGGGUUGAGCUUGGGUAUGAGCCUGUAUGAGCGAGUGUCUAGUGCAACGCAUUCCAUUUGAACACACGGUAGCUCGCAUGCGAACUGAAAGUAGAGCAAGGCAACCAGGCGAACAUGAGCGCUUUGGGACGCAAGCCGCUGGUCCAUUGGGAUGCAUGGGAUGCACAUGGGGUUGCAAAGUAGAGCAAGGCAACCAGGCGACAUAAGCUGAUAAGCGCUUUGGGACCCAAGCCGCUGAUCCAAUGAGGUGCAUGGGAUAGAUAGUGGUGGGGCAGAUGUAUGGCUGCCU
Chlamydomonas reinhardtii is the source of this 2751-nucleotide messenger RNA. RefSeq lists its product as uncharacterized. Lineage: Eukaryota; Viridiplantae; Chlorophyta; Chlorophyceae; Chlamydomonadales; Chlamydomonadaceae. Gene Ontology annotation, molecular function: FAD binding. The transcript is spliced from 13 exons. The record is from RefSeq and is a predicted model, not a curated record. The coding region runs from base 343 to 1995 and encodes 550 amino acids.